AUGUCUACACAACACGUUAUUGUUAAAGCUUACUAUAAUGAUCUCGUUGAAAGUCAACCAGAAAUUCGUCGAUUUUCUAUCGAUGCAUCACCAACCAAUGAUGUUUAUCGAACAUUGGAAACAACUAUUUCGCAAUUAAAUAAUAAUUAUUCUCAAGGUCAAUUUACAUUACAAUAUAUGGAUGAAGAUAAUGAUCGUAUUACAUUUUCAUCUGAUAGUGAAUUACGAUCGGCUUUGAAUAAUAUUGCACUUGGUGGCGUAAUUAAAAUUUAUGUUAAACCAAAAGUUAAAAAACCAGAAGAAGCAGGUCAAAAUACAACAGUUCAUACUAAUAUUACUUGUGAUGGUUGUCAAGGUUCUGUAAUUGGUAAUCGUUAUAAAUGUACGGAAUGUCCGGAUUAUGAUUUAUGUCAAACAUGUGCGGAUAAAAAUCUUCAUCCUGAACAUAAUAUGAUAAAAUUCACUCGUCCAGUUCAACGUUGCUUUGGUGGACGUCGUCGUUGGGGUCGUGGACCAUUUCACGGUGGUCGAUGUGGUGCUGGUGGUCCUUUCUGGCAUCAUUUUAUGCGUGGACAACAAGAUGGUUCAGCUAGUUUUCCCAUGACAGCUGAUAUGGCUAAUUUUCUUGGUCAAUUUAAGGGUAAAGAAUUAGCUGAAUUAGUUGAAGCUCAUUUACCUGAAUAUUUACGUACGGAAAAAGUUAAUGAAAUAAUUAAUCGAUUUAAAACUGGUGAACAAGCUGACAAACCUGUUGAUCAAAGUAUUCUUUUAGAAAAUAUUGGUCAAUUUCUUCGUGAAGUUCUUUCACCUUUUGGUAUUGAUUGUGAUUAUUUUGUUGAUAAUAAACAAACAACACCAACACCAACACCAACACCGACUGAACAACCUGAAACAAAGGAAAAAACCGAAGAAGCAACAGCAAGCAGCAAUGCAAGUACUGAACCAAAACCAUCUGCUCCUUCAACAAAUGAAGCUUCAUCGGCUUCAGCUGGUGCUCCACCAUUUGGUAAUUUCCUUGAGCAACUUCAAACAGUGUUUGCUCCAAUGUUUCAACCACCAACAUCAUCGGCAACAACAACACCAACAACUGAUGAUCAACAAGCUCAAGAACAAAAGAAAAUUAAUGAAUGUAUUGAACGAAUGACUUCAAUGGGUUUUGUUGAUUCAAAUGGCGUACUUACGGAACUUAUUAAGGCCAAAAAAGGUGAUCUCAAUCAAGUUCUUGAUGCUCUCAAUCCACGCAAUUACAAAAACUAA
This is a messenger RNA of Rotaria sordida, 1257 nucleotides long. The record is from the annotation of a GenBank genome assembly. NCBI's taxonomy places the organism in Eukaryota, Metazoa, Rotifera, Eurotatoria, Philodinida, Philodinidae.